Mollisia scopiformis is the source of this 1253-nucleotide messenger RNA. RefSeq lists its product as uncharacterized. Gene Ontology annotation, biological process: regulation of transcription by RNA polymerase II. The transcript is spliced from 2 exons. Lineage: Eukaryota; Fungi; Ascomycota; Leotiomycetes; Helotiales; Mollisiaceae. Bases 163 to 1191 code for a protein of 342 amino acids. The record is from RefSeq and is a predicted model, not a curated record. Gene Ontology annotation, molecular function: DNA-binding transcription factor activity, RNA polymerase II-specific; RNA polymerase II cis-regulatory region sequence-specific DNA binding. Gene Ontology annotation, cellular component: chromatin.
GGCUGGCAUGGGAGAGCUCCAAAGCUAGGUGGAAAUUGUUCCGCUGCGUUGAGUAGAUAUACUUGUGCCCCUCCAAAUUUAUUUAGACCCCUCUCCCCCAUUCUCUAUCCUCAGAGCUUCGAACCCAGUCUUCACUCGUCCUGAAAGUUCAGAAUCGUCACAAUGGCUCCACCCAACACCAGAUCGUCCUCGAUAUCCUCAGCAUCGACCUCGAGCUCCAAGUGCUCAUAUACUUCAAUCAAGAAGAAAUUCGGUUGCAACCACCCAGGUUGCGGCAAGUCAUUCUCUAGAUCUGAACAUCUCCAUCGACAUGCUUUGAACCACAAAGAUGGCAACAAUACGUGCUUAAGAUGUAGUGCCCACUUCCGUAGGCGUGACCUGCUAGACCGCCAUAUGGCUCGCCACAAGGAGAAGGACGAUGAAGCCGGAGGAGAAGGAUUGGGGAUAUUGGCAACCAGAAAGAGACUUUGGAGAGACUCGGACGGAAACAUUGUGAACGCCAGACGACCAUCAUACACCCAGGAAGGCGCCAAGAGAAGACAAUUGAGUCAGGCAGACCGCAAAAAGUCGACAUCAAGUACAUCCUCCAGCGACAGCGACGGCGAAUACCAACCAACCAAAGGACACUCACUCAUGUCAUCACUUCCUACACCCCCCGUCGCAAUGUCCAGAAGUGGAUCCUCUUCCUCCACAAUUGUUGUUGAUACCGGUGCGCCGGGAUACCCAGAGAAGGAUCAACCCCAGAAAACCGAGGGUUCCUGGCUAGGCAUGUCAGCACUACCCUCACCACCAAUUUCCGAGCCUCAAUCAACAAAACAGAGCCCUGAACCUGAGAUGGAUGAGUUGGAUACGCUCUACGAGGACUCGUGGCCCGUCAUGCAUGAUGGAUUGCCUGAGAUUGUGAACAACAGCCCCGUCCUCGGUCGUCAGUCCGAAUAUCCAGCGAGCCCGUCCUGGGGUCCCCAGCCAUUUCAAACAUUCAUGGGUGCAAUGGCAGAGUUGCCCUACGAUGAUAUAUUCAAACCAGAGACUGGCUUGUAUGAUUGGCAAGCCUGGAACAGCCAAGUUUUAAUGUCGAGAUGUCGAGAAGAGAAAUAUGAUCCCUUUGAAGAGCGUAAGAGAGAAUGGGGAAGUUCAUACCCGACCCAGGAAGGGGCCUUCAGAAGGACAUUUGGAUUAGGAACAUGUUAAUGCUGUAAUUUGGGGUAGCAAUAAUACCUAGAAUGAAUCCGUCGAAAUUCAACGCCAGUCUC